ACCGGGGGACGCGCCCCGAGAAACCGGCGGGGCCUUGCGGCGAGGCCCGGUGCAGCCCCAGCCUCCCCGGAGGGGACUCGCUGCGGCGGCCUCAGCGGCAGCCGGCGGCCCCUACGCGGAGCGGGGUGCGUAGAGGAGGAAGGUGGCGGGGCGGGUCGAGGCCUGUGCUCCGCGGGGCAGCCGCCCGCCCGCCCGAGCAGCCGCGCCUCCCGUGACCCGCGGCGGCGAGCGCAGGCCCGGGCGGCGGCCGGCAGCAGCGCAGGGGUUAAGGGCGGCGGGCCGGGGGGGGGCCGGGGGCGGGAGCAUGCGUGCUGCCGGCCUCUAUUGUCUCCGGCGCGGCGCCCAGCACCCAGGCGGCUGGCGGCGGCCGGCAGCGAGGCCGUGCCCGGCGCAGCGCAGCGGAGCGGGGCGCCCGGCCCCCGCCGCCCCCCGCCGCCCCAUGGGCCGCAGCUGAUCGUCGCCCGGCUGCCGGCCGCGCCCCGGGCAGCAGCGAGGCGGGCGGAGCGACCCGGCCGCCGUCCACCCCCCCCCCUCCCCUCCCCUCCUCCCCACCCUUCCCCCGCUGCCCCGUUCCCUUCCCCCGCGGCCCCGGAGCCCUCGGCGGACCCCGCCGGGGGUGACGGCGGCGGCGGCGGAUUCGGGGCUCCCUCGCCCCUGCGGGCCCGGCGGGGGGAGGAUGCCUGGGGCGGGGAUGGGUUUUCGCCCGUAGCUUCCCCGCGCCCCCCCCCCCCUCCCCGCUUCCUUCCGCCCCCUCUCGCCUCCCGGGGGCGGCGCGGCCCCGUUCCCCGCGGGGGGCUGUCGCUCGGCUCCCUCCGGCCCGGCGGCGCCCAUAUGGGGGGCAAGCAGAGCACGGCGGCCCGUUCUCGGGGCCCCUUCCCGGGGGUGUCGACGGAUGACAGCGCCGUGCCGCCGCCGGGAGGAGGCGGGGGGGGGCCGCCCCCCUUCGGCCAUUACCGGGCGGGCGGCGGCGGCGGCGCCAUGGGGCUGCGCAGCCGCUCCGUCAGCUCGGUGGCCGGUAUGGGCAUGGACCCGGCGGCGGCCGGCGCCGUCCCCUUCGGGCUGUACGCGGCGGCGGCGCGGGCGGCGGGGGAGGCCGAGCGGGCCCCGGGCGGCGGCGGCGGCGGCGGCGGCGGCGGCGGUCCGGGCUCCGACUCCACGUACGCCCAUGGCAACGGUUACCAGGAGACGGGAGGCGGUCACCAUAGAGACGGGAUGCUGUACCUGGGCGCCAGGGCCUCGCUGGCCGACGCGCUGCCCCUCCACAUUGCACCGCGGUGGUUCAGCUCACACAGCGGUUUCAAGUGCCCCAUUUGCUCCAAAUCCGUGGCUUCUGACGAGAUGGAAAUGCACUUUAUCAUGUGUCUGAGCAAACCUCGUCUCUCCUAUAACGAUGACGUGCUGACCAAGGACGCCGGCGAGUGCGUGAUCUGCCUGGAGGAGCUGCUGCAGGGGGACACGAUAGCCAGGCUGCCCUGCCUCUGCAUUUAUCACAAAAGCUGUAUAGACUCAUGGUUUGAAGUGAACAGAUCUUGCCCGGAGCAUCCUUCCGAUUGACCCGCCGGGCGUGCUUGCUGACUUCUCUCUAAGGGCACCUUGCUAUACCUGCUGUACCUCCUCUCCCCGUCCCCCCCGCCCUACCUGGAGUUUUGGACUGACUUUAAAUUCCUCGAGAAGACAAAAAUAAAACCCAGAAACUUGAAUCCACUUGGGACAACGGCGAAUUUUUUUUUUUAUUAUUAUUUUUAUUUGUUUUAUUGGGGUUUGGGUUUUUUUUUUUGUUGUUGUUUUGUUUUGUUGUUUUGUUUUUUAUUUAAAAGAUUUUAAAAAAUAAGAAACAUCCAGGAGAAGACAGUGUGAGAAAAGCGGAGCGACCCGCUCUCCCCUCCACAGCCGCUGGUCAUCAGGAGAGCUUUGCCUGCCAGGGAGGCCCCAGGGACACCCUCGGCCGAAACCCUGCCAUGAUGUUUGGCUUUUCUCCCCAAAACGAAGGGGGAAGCUGCCGGGGGACAGCCAGCCAAACGGAGCACGCGGCAUUUCUCACCGGCAACCCCCCCACCUCCCACCCGGACUCACCCGGGGGCUCUGCUCGGUUUUUUUGCACUGACUAAACAGGAAUUUUCUCCUCUCUCCCGUCUCCCUUUUGGAGAUCUCCACCCCGGCCCCUGCGGCGUGAGACGGGGACUCUGCCCCACGCCGGGAGCGGGGCCACUGCUCCCCCCCUGCUGAGCUGCGGGGGUCCGUCUUUCAAGUGUUUACAAUGAGAAAAAAAACAAACAAAAAAAAAAAAAGGAAAAAAACCACAAAAAAAAAAAGGAAAAAAAAAAAGAAGGAAAAAAAAAAAGAGAAAACUAACAAAAACAAAAAAAAAAAAAAAAACAAACACCAAACCACAACUGAAGCUUCGUGUUGACUGGCGUGUUCUUCGAUUUGAGCUUCCCUGCCCCGGUGAUGUUUACAGACUGGUCACUAACUCAGCUAUAACCACUCAGAGACUGGAGAGCCGCAGCAUCCCCGCCGCCCCCUCCCGCCGCCCCCUCGCCGGGCUCCUCUUGCCAAAACCGCCCCCAUCCCCUCCUCGUUCUUCCCAUCGCCUUGGAGUCAAACCCUUUCGCGGAGGGGACAGGGGGGGGCCCCCGAUGGCCCCCCAGGUGCCCCCCGGCCACGGGGGUGGCUUUGCCGGAGGUGCCAAGACGGAGUCAUUUCAUGGCAGUGACACCCCCCCCCCCCUCCAGCCCAUCCCCGUCCCCUCCCAGCGCGGCGGGCGCGUUUUCGUUGGUGAGACCUCCCCUGCCGGUGGCCGUGCCCCUGCGGGAAACCUUUCUGUAUUUAUAUAUUAAAAAAAAAAAAAAACAAAAAAAACAAAAAAAAAAAAAAACGGGGGUAAAAAACCUAAGAGUUCAGAGCUUGGGGGGAGCUUCCUUCAUUAGUCAAGGUGUUUUGAUAUGGUAUUAAAACAAUGUUCAAUAAAAUAUUCACUGUUA
Tyto alba (common barn owl) is the source of this 2981-nucleotide messenger RNA. RefSeq names its product zinc and ring finger 1 (gene ZNRF1). The coding region runs from base 832 to 1554 and encodes 240 amino acids. The record is from RefSeq and is a predicted model, not a curated record. The transcript has 5 exons. NCBI's taxonomy places the organism in Eukaryota, Metazoa, Chordata, Aves, Strigiformes, Tytonidae.